This is a messenger RNA of Rhodamnia argentea, 588 nucleotides long. RefSeq names its product putative non-specific lipid-transfer protein 14. The record is from RefSeq and is a predicted model, not a curated record. Gene Ontology annotation, molecular function: lipid binding. NCBI's taxonomy places the organism in Eukaryota, Viridiplantae, Streptophyta, Magnoliopsida, Myrtales, Myrtaceae. Gene Ontology annotation, biological process: lipid transport. The transcript has 2 exons. The coding region runs from base 48 to 419 and encodes 123 amino acids. Gene Ontology annotation, cellular component: membrane.
ACAAGCGGCAUCGCCUUCUUAAGGCUUUUUUAGCAGUUGGGAGUGCAAUGGGAGGAGGGCGCAGCGUCCAAACGCCGAUGACGGCGACGAUGAUGAUCGCGUCCCUCUUGUUCCUUGGGGCCGCCGAAGCCGCUGUGGACUGCGCCACUGUGACAGCGCUCCUAUCGACGUGCUCCACCUUCAUAGCCUAUGGGACGCCGGACCCGUACCCGGGGACCCCUUGCUGCGACGCCAUGACCACCCUCAACAUGGUGGCAGAGCCCCUGGAGGACCGGCACGCGGUGUGCACGUGCAUCAUGGGCCUCAUUGACGCCUACAGCCCCAACGCCACCGCGAUCGCCACCCUCGCUGGGUUCUGCGGGGUCUCUCUUGGGUUCAGCAUCAGCCCCAACACCGACUGCAACUACUUGCAGAGUUGAGAGCGAUCGAGAAGCGAAGCUUGAAGAUAAAUGGAGGGCCUAAUAAAGAAAGGGCAUCUACCCUUCAUAUCAGCUUUAGGGAGGGCUGAGAAUAUGUACUCGACUCGACCGUUAUUCCCUAUAACCAUGAAAUAAAUGAGAGUUCCUUUGUAAUUGAAAUGUUCUUUUC